CUCUAACAACAAUGCAAAUACGCACAAUACAAUAUCUAGACACUAGCGCUUGACGUAAAACUCGCCGCGGACGGGGAGGGACCCGGCCUCGAGCUCGCCCUCGAGCCCAAUGACCGCGGCCCGCACGUCCGCCACGCCGUCGAUGCCCGCCAACGCGCUACCCUUGAACAGGAUCUUGGCGACAAAGCUCUGCAGGAUGCCAUUACGCCCGGGUAACACAUCCAGCGCAAGGUCUUCGAAUGGCGCGCGCACAGUCAGGCCAUCAGGCAGAUCGGGGUCCUCGGAUGGGCCCGUAGUCGCGUCGAGAUACUCUGCGGGAUGGAUGCGGCCGAAGGCGUUGUCUGGCGGGUCCUCUGGGUCGGACUGGUCAUCGCUCUCCACUGGUCCGUCGAACACGAGCACGUCGGGUCGGAUAUUGGUGACGUUGAUUGCGACGUGCUCGAGCCCAUCGGGCAGCUGGAUGGAGGCGACGACUAUACCGGAGGCGUGCAUGGUUCCCGCAAUCUCGAAGAACUUGAUAUUCUCGAGGGUCACUUUGCGGACAAUGUUGGGACGGUUGGUCGGAGAAGGAAAGACGAGGUCGAGCGAGAGAGAUGGGAGCGACUGUAACACCCAUGGUGGAGGAAGCGGCGUCGAUGGGUUCGGGUGGUGAACCUUGCCCAGCCCGCGUACGGUCAGCGGGUUGUCCUCGCCGUGGAGGAAGCGCUGGAGGAAGUGGGACAGCGGGUCACCAGUGGACACUGUGACGUCUCCAUCGAUGUUGACAUGCACCGAGGUGUUUGUACACUUUGUCGUGACAGCCAGCACCUCGGCAAUGGGCGUUCCCUCGAGCUCGACAGAGAAUGGGAGACCGAACGGCACUUCGUCGACACCAGGAUUAGGAAGACUGAUGUUGGCACUGAUCUUGAGCCCGUUGUCGCUGUACAGGCCGUACGAAUCCAGCUUGACGAGCUUGGCGAGAUCGAGCGGCUUGCCGGGCGGCGGCAGGUUCGGCAAGGCGGGCACUGCACGACGGAGGGGGACGGACACAUCGGCUUGGGAGAAGGAGAGGUACUUUGCCCACCACGCGCCUCGGAUGCUGGCUGUGGCUUCCUUGGCACCGACGACCACAUCGGCAUGGCCCUUCGCCCAUGCCUUCUGGGACCACUCCCAGAUGUCGCCAGCGGGUGCGACGGGCGUCGCGACCGCCUCGACGGCAAUAUCCACAUACUCUGGCUCGUGGACCUUGCCCACGAGGAGCGGCACGUCGAUCGGGUCCGGGAAUGACACGUUCAGCAGCGCGAGGCCGCCUUCUCGGCGGUACACCAGAAUCUCGGGAAUCGCAACAGUCACCGUCUUCUGGGGAAGCGUGCCGAUAACGCCGUGCGCAACCGAUUCUCGCAGUCGGCCGAACCAUCCAGGGACCCAGCUGGGCCACUCGCGCUUCGUCUCGGCGAGGACAUAGUCGACGUCCACACCGCCGCGGAACGUGACGUUCACUCGGACGCCGGAACCUGAUACAUCGAGCACCUUGACUCCUGGCGAGGUGUAUACCAGUGCCGGUGCGAGAUCGAGGGAUUCGGAUUCUGCGGGUGGGAUGAAGCUUGCUGCGAGGAGCGCAGUGAACACGACCACGCCAAGGAGGAGGGAUAACGCGCUUGCAACGACUGCGAACCGCUUGGACCGCCGGUGCGAGUGACCUGUUGCUGGUGUGUCGACCGUAUACUCUGCUGACGCGGUGGACGAUGCGCUCGACUCGGCGGCACCGUACUCUGCCCUCAGGCGGUCGACUGCGGACUGGUGGAGGAGAGGCGCUGUUUCCGACGCCGAAGGAACCGCCUUGGCCUUGCCUUUGCCCUUGUCUGAUCUUGUGGUUGGCGGCAUUGUGGUGAUGGUGGUGAUGAGUGUGGAUGAAGGAGUGUGUGAUGUGGAAGUGUGGGAGCGCGGGUGCCGUGGGUGUCGUGGCUGGCUGGCGAAGCCGUGGCUUGAUGACGCCGCCGACGGAAGUGUGUUGAGAUGGGUGGCAAACAGUUAUAAGGUUGACAAUGCAAACUGUGCGCUGCUUGGAAACCCUUUGUACGCGACCUUGACGCUCAGACCACGACGAUAGUGACCGACGCGAGGAUGCCGCACGCUGAGUAGGUGCAAAGUUGGAUGAUGCAAAGGUGAGGUACAGAAGAGAGAGAUGUUAGAUGAGAGAUGCAGGGUGCACGCCAGGUGGGCGAUAAGGCGGAGCAAACAACCUGAGGGGCAACACGGAGCCGCAACCCUACCACCUACCUUUCAAAGGCGGCGCUGCUAUCGACAACAUCCCAUUCCGCCUCUCACUGCAUACCGCACACCCCUCCCAGUCGCCCAUACACGCAGCGACGAGCACAAAACUGCUCACAAUGCCAGUCCUGGCCCCCAUCUCUCCCGUCGCCGACGACACAGACGACAGCAUCGACACGGCCGAUAUCGAACGUGUCGUCAAGAGCCUGAGCCGACGCAGUCCGGUGCCGAGGUCGCACUUUGACCCGCCGUCGGCCGCCUUUCUCGCCAACCGCGGGCGUGUAGUCACACUCGGCAUGUUCAUCAUCGACCUGUUCGAGGUGACCGACCCCGCGGGGAACCGAGUGCCAGGGGGUGACGAGGCGAUCGGCGGAGGUGGGAUCUACGCCGCGACAGCUGCACGCCUCUUCCUCCCGCCUUCCCAUGUCGGCUUCAUCGCGGACAAGGCGCCAGACUUCCCGCCAGCGUUCGAGAACAAGCUGAGGAAACUGGGUCAAGGGAUGGUAUGGUUUCGCCCAGCAGAAGGCAAGACAACGCGGGCGCUGAAUGUCUACUCCGGUGCCGAGGUUGGCUCCGGGCACCAGACGUUUCAAUACCUCUCCCGCCAACCGCAGCUCUGGCCGUCCGACUUCCUCUCACCCAUCUCGCCCAUCUCGACCCCACGCCCAGAGUGGAUCCACGUCGUGUGCGAUAUCAGCCGGGCGGGCGCGGUGCUCGACGACGCGGAGAAGUGGCGGUCGCAGGGGUGGAAUGGGGAGCUGGCAUGGGAGCCACUUAUCCGGGGACCCGACCCCGACGCGCUGGCGCAGUACGUCACCCUCGCACGCCGGUUCGCAAUCUUCAGCCCGAACCACCUCGAGCUCCAGACCAUCUUGGAGGAAGACGCUGACGUCGAAACCUGUGCGCGCCUGUUCCAUGGCCAUCUGGCGGCGUUAGGAGGCCCGGUACCGGCCAUCGUCGUCCGCGCAGGGGCCGACGGCGCGUUCACCCUCUCGCGCGAUUGGACGGGUUGGGUGCCGGCCUACUUCCAGGACGGCUCGCGCGUCGUCGACCCCACGGGUGGAGGCAACUCCUUCUUUGGCGGGCUGUUGGCUGGCUUGGUCCUCUCUGAUGGAGAUUACAGGGCAGCGUCCAUCUACGCCGCCACCGCCGCCUCCUUUGCUAUCGAGCAGCGCGGCCUGCCUGUCCUCACCACCUCUGCAUCCGGCACGGAGCUCUGGAACGACGAAUCGCCCUGGGACAGGCUACACGCCCUCGCUCUCCGCGUCGACCUGUCCGACUGAACCCGCAAUUGUACGCAUAUACCGAGAUUAACUGCAUAAAGGGAGAGAGCAAAGCGAAGUGCCAUGUCCGUACACGAAGCGAAUAAAUGCGGCCAGAGGGCCGGGUAGGCAGAAACGAUUCUGGGUAACAGCGAGAUUCGAAACAAACACUACAUCUACUUCUUCUGGGGGACACCCUUGGCGGCACCGGGCUUGGUGAUAAGGUUCUAGGGGUCAGCGGCGGCCUUGCGCACCGUCCUACCUUGUGGAUGUGGGGAAGAACACCACCGCCGGCGAUCGUGGCGCGGAUGAGGAGGUCGAGCUCCUCGUCGCCACGAAUGGCCAGCUGCAAGUGUCGGGGCGUGAUACGCUUGACGCGGAGGUCCUUGGCGGCGUUGCCUGAGACGUUAGAGUGGGCUCAUCUGAUCUGCGCGUCACAGCCCGACGCACCAGCAAGCUCCAGCACCUCGGCGGUCAGGUACUCCAUAAUGGCGGCGACGUAGACGGCAGCCUUGGCACCGACGCGCACGUUGUUGGCGUUCUUGUUACGCAGGAACCUGUGUGUACGCGUCAGAUGGCCCCCUGGGCAGAAUGCAAGUGGCGAUUUACCUGUGGAUACGGCCUACGGGG
Messenger RNA from Vanrija pseudolonga, 4142 nucleotides. Its product is annotated as purtative protein. The record is from RefSeq and is a predicted model, not a curated record. Bases 2370 to 3533 code for a protein of 387 amino acids. The transcript is spliced from 8 exons. Lineage: Eukaryota; Fungi; Basidiomycota; Tremellomycetes; Trichosporonales; Trichosporonaceae.